Molecule: messenger RNA, 2260 nt
Organism: Hydra vulgaris (swiftwater hydra)
Lineage: Eukaryota; Metazoa; Cnidaria; Hydrozoa; Anthoathecata; Hydridae
Product: ribosomal protein S6 kinase delta-1
Biological process (GO): protein phosphorylation
Molecular function (GO): protein kinase activity; phosphatidylinositol binding; ATP binding
Source: RefSeq, a predicted model, not a curated record
UCAUUUUUCUUCAAUCAAAAUAAUUUUUGCUUUUAGUUGAACUUUAAGAAUUACAUUACGUUUUUCAUGGGCAGUUUAAAGUUUAAUUAGUAGAAUCUACAACACAUCUUGUAUACUACUAAUCAAGAGUAUGUCAAAAGUAAUCAUUAAGAUAAAUCCGUAGCAACACAAAUAAUAAGGUACAUGGUUGAUGGAUUUAAUUAACGAUGCCCUUAAGCUUGGUUUGAACGUUUCGUUUGACGUAACUUCACCAAACAAAGCAUAUGCUGGUCAUACAGUUUAUAGAUUAACUCUUAAGACACAAGGUUUUAACCAUGAUGAUGCAGUGAAAAAUGAGUUUAUUUCAUGGAAAAGAUUUAGCGAAUUCAAAAAACUCCAUAAGUCAUUGAAAGCUGAUUUUGAAACAAUUUUUUUAAGUUAUCCUGAGUUUGCAAAAAGUAAAGUAUUUGGUCGAUUCGAUAAAGAUGUCAUUGAAGAAAGGCGUCUUUCAUCAAUACAGUUGAUGAACUUCAUUAUCAAGUUUCCUGAAAUGAUUCAACAUCCUGCUUUUCAAGUGUUUAUUAAGAAAAGACCUUCAACUUCAAAAUCAACAUCAUCAGUUUCUUUACCUCUUACAGAUAACCAACAAGUACCUCAACUUCUACCAGGUUUAAGUUCUCCUAUUGAAUCAAUUGACAUGUCUGAAACUCAAAGCAUUGAGUCUAGAGAUAGAUGUGUUAAUUCCAAUGUUAUUUUGGAUGCAGAUGAUUUAGAUGAUGUUUUCCUUGCCAACUAUGAUGAUAAUCCAAGAAGACUAUGGUUAAGGGAAGCUCGUUCAAUAUGUGGAGAUGAUUUAGAAUCUCUGGCAGAAGCACCUUGUGAUCUUCCUAAUGCAGAUAUUUUUGAUAGUACAUAUAUACUUUUGGAUGAACCAUCUAAUGACACUGUGUUAUUAAGCAAUAACUCUAUUGUAUCUGACUUAACAAGUACCAGCCAUAGUUUGCAGUUUCAAUCAAAGUUUAAAUUUCAGGUUAAUGAUAAAAUGUCAAGAAUCAUUAGCAAAACAAUUGCAGAAGAUGACUAUAUUUUUCAAGCAAGUGUGUCCAUGAGUAAUGCUAUUGAACAAGAAGAACUUGGAAAUUUUGAUGAUGCUUUUGAAAUGUAUAAAUUUGGGAUUGGUUUGUUACUACGAGGUGUUCAAAUUGACGAUAAUGCUGAUAGGCAAGAAGCUGUUAGAAGAAAAACAGCUCAAUACUUGCUGCGUGCUGAACAAUUAUAUAACACAAAGCUCCACCCAAGUGGUAGUAUAGAAGAGACCAUUGUUUUAGAUGAUAAUAAGUGGAGGUUCAGAUUAAGUGAUGUAAGAGUAUUUGGUGUUAUUAAUAAUGUAAUGUUAGUUCAAAAGAUAUAUGUAGAUGAAGUGUUUGUUAUGAAAGUACUUCACAAGCAAGGCGGUGUUUACAAACAUAAAGUUCGACAAAAAAAUCAGAGAAAUCUUUACAAUAGCAACUUUAUGGUUAAACUUAUCAAUUGUGUUGAAACUCAGACAGGAAUUUAUCUAUUAUUACAGUAUGUUCAAGUUCGUCUUUGGGACUUCUUAAAUUUGCCUAUUAUUUUUUCUAACCAUUUACAGAUUAAUUCAGUUGAUGAGUAUUGGAAUUGUGAAAAUGGGGUGAAUACCUGUGAAAGUAGGGUGGAUACUUGUGAUUAUAAGUCUAAUAGUAUUAGUUGUGAUUUUUCAGGGUUUAUAAAAGAGCUAAGCCUAAAAAGCUAUCAAGAUAAGAUUAAAAUUUGGGCUGCACAAAUUGUAUUUGGUGUUUCUGAACUUCAUUCUAGAGGGAUUAUAUGCAGGGACUUAAACCCUCUUAAUAUUUUGUUGGACUCAAAUGGUGUUGUAAAGCUGACAUACUUCUCAAAUGUUGAAGGCAUUGAUUACAACAUUAAUUUAGAUGCUAUUCGAUAUCUAUACACAUCACCAGAGGUCAAUGGAGUAUUUGAUAAUGUAACUUCAACCGAUUGGUGGAGUGUUGGAGCUCUUUUGUUUGAACUAAUCACUGGCAAGUCACUAUAUAGCUGUCAUCCAGAUGGUAUAACUAAUCGGUCUGUUAUUGUCUUACCAAAGAUGAUUUCUACUGAAGCUCAUUCUUUAUUAGCUGGACUUUUGAAGUUUUCUCCAGAAGAAAGGCUUGGUGGCGGGCGUACAGGAUGUGAAGAAAUCAAAUCACAUGUUUAUUUUUCUGGAAUUGAUUGGGAAGCAAAAAAAAUAAUUUGAUAUUUUUAA